Molecule: messenger RNA, 5015 nt
Organism: Stylophora pistillata
Lineage: Eukaryota; Metazoa; Cnidaria; Anthozoa; Scleractinia; Pocilloporidae
Biological process (GO): proteolysis
Molecular function (GO): metalloendopeptidase activity
Source: RefSeq, a predicted model, not a curated record
CCUUAUCAAUGCCUGGUGUUCGAGCCAAAAUUUGACUGUGCGAGGUCUCUGUAAUUUUGUGACGAAUUUAAUUUGCUGGCUGAAUUAUGGAGGCAAAAGGGAUGCAUAUGUGGUUCCUUGUUUUAGUUUUGUUUUGGGCCGGAAGCACAUCUUACUCAUACUCAGCAUACCAAGAAUGGCAGAGCGAGUCACUGAGAGACGAUAUCGAUGACAAUUUCGAUAUUGUGUUUCCUGAAAGAAUUGACAAGGGACGCUCAAAGAGAGAUCUUUCCACAGGAUUAGAGAAUGGCCACGACGAGGAGGCGACGUUUAAGCUGAGAGCUUUUGGCAAAGAUGUUGUGGUGGAAGUUCAUAUUAACAAGAUGGUUUCUUCGCCACAGUUUACUCUUCGUUAUUUUAAAGAAGACGGCCAAGUGGUCCAAAGAAAGGAGGCACCGCCCAACUGCCAAUAUCAAGGUCACCUGAGAGGUCACGAGGCGCAGUCAACGGUCAUUCUUGAUACUUGUCAUGGAUUAAGCGGCUUGAUUGAAGACGAGGAUGGUAGAAUGUACAUAGAACCAUAUCCAGCAAAGGGGGAAGGAGCGCACAAGAUAUUCAAGACAAGAGACGGAAAAUGGAAAAUGUUUUCAUGUGGAGCCAGUUUGGACGGGAUUACCACAGCAGAAGAACUGAGCCAUUCACAGAUCAAAUCUAGGGUAAGGCGUGUAGCUGAAGAGUCAGUGUAUAAAAAAUACUUGACAACAACGAAAACAAGAUAUACGGAAUUAAUGAUCAUUGUUGACAAUGCUGUGUACAAGAAAUACAAGCAAGACAUUGACGACGUGAAACGAAGAGUUUUUACACUUGUAAAUGCUGUUGAUACGAUUUAUCGCAAGAUCAACAUUCGAGUUGUGUUAUCUGCGCUUGAAAUAUGGACUGACGAGGAUCACGUCCCUUUUGUGAAGAGAGCCGGUGAUGAUUUAAGAAAUUUCUUGAGUCAUCACUCCAGCAGACUGGCAGGCGUCACCUACGAUAGUAUACACCUGUUGAGGGGUGUGAUGUGGGACGAUUAUGGUGGAAUGGCAUACAGAGGAGAGAUUUGCACCAGACGAUCGCUGGGCGUGGAUGCGUGGAACUACUGGGGUUCCCUUGGUCCUUGGUUAGCUUUAUCUCAUGAACUUGGGCACAACUUUAACUUUGACCACGAUAACAUUUGGUCUUGCAAGUGUCUUUCACCCCGUGGAUGCGUUAUGGGUUCCUUCAAGACUCGAGUUCCAGGUUUCUCCGACUGUAACUUGCUAAACAUGACAAAGAUGGACGACAGCUGCCUUUAUAAUCUUCCGCAAAAGAUAGUAAACUCUACUUGCGGAAAUGGUAUUCCAGAGCCUGGAGAGCAAUGUGACUGUGGUACACCAGAGGAAUGCAAAUUACGGGAUCCCUGCUGUCAGCCAAAUGAUUGCCGCUUGAAGAAAUCCUCCCAAUGCAGUGAUGCACUGCACACAUGUUGCCGGAAGUGUCAAUCAUUUUGUUACCACGGAAAAUGUACAGCAUCAGCGGACUCUCAGUGCCAAAGUCUUUGGGGAGCAGGUGCUUCAAGUGCUCCCCGUGCCUGUUAUGAAAAAUUAAAUGUUGAAGCGCAAGGCUUUGGAACUUGCAGUGGGCAGACAAAUCUUCCCUGUGCUAGAAGGCAUGCUACAUGUGGUCAGCUGCAGUGCUCUUCACCAAGAGAUCGGCCAGUGGUGGAUUAUGGGAGUUACUACGAAUUAAAGAUUCUUCCCACAGGAGAGAAAUGCAGGGCAGCUAUUCGCAAGGGAGGAAAUGGGAAAGAGUUAGAAGGAAUGGUCAAAGAUGGAACAGUGUGUGGAAACAACGAGAUUUGUGUUAAAAAUCGAUGUACACACGUUGAUCGACUGGUUUCAUCGACCUGUCCAAAAACAAGUGAUGGCAAGGAAUGCGCGGGCAAAGGGAUAUGUACGAAUAAAGGAAAAUGUCACUGUCGGGGAAAUUUAGAUCCAGAUACAGCCUGCACAACAGCCAAACAAGUGCGCCAUGGACGCUGGGGCGCAUGGUCUAAAUGGAGCCCAUGUUCAAGAGUUUGUGGAGGAGGAAUAAAGACCAGGUAUCGAUUCUGUGAUAACCCAGCCCCAACACACAGAGGAAGAGACUGUGGCAAACAGAGGACAGAAAAGUCUCCUUGUAACACGAACAGUUGUCCAGUGGUUCAUUCGUGUCAUCAUCUUCUCUCUCUGGGAAAGCAAACUGGCGUCCAGUUCCCAGAUGGAGUGUACACAAUCAACCCUGACGGAAAAGGUGCGGUGAACACUUAUUGCGAUAUGACACGUGACGAUGGCGGCUGGACACUAUUGGUCACAAGCCACACAAACACGUGGACAGCUGAUAACAUCAGACAGAGAAAUCCGAACAGGCCGACUUUAAAUGGAGAUUUCUCCAUUUUAAACAAAGCGGAUGACAUCAAAAACAGUUUAAAUGUAGCUGGGGAAUGGUUUGAGUAUCGAAUUGAAGGCCAAGAAAGGGGUCGCUGGGGUGGAAUCUGGCGCGCUCCUCGUGAGUACACUUUCGUUGCCACGGACAACAAGCAGACCUUUGUCGAGUUGGUGAAGAAAUUCGACAAUUGGAAAUACGACGACUAUGGAGUGGAGAAAAGAAUGCCUUGGAUUUCUGGUCCUAAGUUAACGACUUCAUGGAAUGCCACUGGAGAUCGUCAGUGGGGAACUCUGAUCGCCAAUUCCAAACUUUUCUUCCCGGCGCCCUGGUUGGAUGGAAAAGACCUUGAACAGCAUCCAGUGAACAUUUGGUAUUGGGUCAGAGAACGGAGCUAUAGUCCUCCAAGGUCAUGUGCUGAGAUUCAGUUGAGAGGGUUAUAUAGUAAACCAUUAACAGAUGGUUUGUAUACAAUUAAGCCCGGUGAUCGUCAAGUUCAGACCUUUUGUAAAUUCAGUGACCAUGGUGGAGCCUGGACUCUAGUAUUGACAAGCGCAAGUGACAAUGGAUGGACAAGAGAUAGCGUGAAGUCAAGAAAUACCCAUAGUCCUUCAUUGUCCUCUGACUUUUCCCUCUUAGAGAUGGCAGACAAGAUUACGAAAAUGAAACACUUUCAGUAUCGGAUGGAGGAAGAUGGCGCCAACACGUGGGAGGGAGUCUGGACAGGAAAUGCUGGAUGCUCAUUUACCUCCAGUCGAUCAGACGGAGGAUGCGCGAAAUUACUUCACCAGCAGGGACACUGGGAUGCCGGUCAAGUCAAGUCCACCAAGCAUCUGCCACAUCUAACAACUUCCGGUUAUGCUCUGUUGACAAGUGCUGACGAUCAGACAGACAUUAAUAGCGCCAUUGUGUUGGAUUCAACACAUGGUGUAAGUCGAGCGAGAACUGGGAUUAAAAGACUCUGGCUGCGUGAGGGUACCUGGAGAUCCUGCAACGAGAUUAAAAGCGAAAACCGUGGAAACAAGGCAGCAGGAAAGGACGGACUUUACUUUAUUCGGAAGAAUUCCCAUGAGUACUUGCCGGUGUAUUGCGAUAUGACGUCAGAGCAAGGAGCUUAUACUCUACUCGUUACCAGUGCUUCCAACGGUUGGAAAAAGAACGAAGUUAAGCUUAAAAACCCUACAAGGCCGUUGCUAUCGAGGGACUACUCUAUACUUGGGUACGCUGACCAGAUUAAGGCUUUGGGUGGCGCAAAAAGGUUUAAGUAUCGUCUGGAAGCUAACGAGAGAGGACACUGGGGUGGAGUUUGGACGGCUCCAAUGAAAUACAACUUUGUUAACGAAAAUAAUCAGCAGACAGACAUUACUCUCGUGAAACGUUUUAACGUCUGGAGAUAUAACUGGCGGGAUUCUCUUGAGAAGCGCAUGCCCUGGUUAGGAGCAAGGUCGGGUUUAUUAACAACUUCGACACAUUCGGAUUAUUCCGAAUGGGGAUCGAUCAUCUCCGAAAAAACAUCGAACAAUCCUGCCCCUUGGAUAUACGGUGUAAUGGCGAACCCGGGCGUGAUAUGGUAUUGGAUGAACGAGGGUGAAAUCGACAAAAACCGAACCCAACCGACGCCAGCUCCAGAAAGUCCGAUCAGAGCACACGGUGGUUUUUGUCUCCAGCCUGAGAGUAGGGAUUGCAAUCCAGUGGACAAUACCAGACUGGUUUAUUUAAAGGACACGCCAGAAUGCUCAAAGGAUUAUAUGAUGUUUACAUACCACAAUGACAUUCUUACUCAUAAAUGUAGUGGAAAGAAAGUUUGUCCUUUAGGAACAGUGACCUGGCAAACACCGUUGAUCUUGUCAAACACGUGCCAACCAGAUGCGUCCAAAUUCCAUAGGACUAUUCAUACAACUCUGACACAUAAAGCAUCCGGGUUUUGUGUGCAUCCUUUAUCCGGGACACCCGUAAGCGGUACUACAGCUAUAAUGUGGAACGAUGAUUGCUCCGAAAACAGACUUCGACUGGACUUCCUAAAGUUACAAGUCUUUGACAGUCCAAUACAAGCAUCUGGGGGGUUCUGCCUUCUGCCAGAAAGCGCCAGCUGUACUCCAGCGGACAACAGUCCACUUGUCUAUCACCAGUCUUCUCGAUGCGACCAAAAUUACAUGUACUUCACUUAUAAAGGUGAAGUCCUCGUUCAUACUUGCAGCGGCAAAAGAGUCUGUCCCGAGGGAAAAGGAGUGACAGCGGAUAUGCGUCUGAUUCUCUCCAGCACUUGUGAUUUAAAUGCGUCGAAAUUUCAAAGGACUCCUCACAAAACAUUGAAACAUAAGGCGUCGGGGUUUUGUGUCCACCCGUAUAAAGGUCAACCAAUGGAAGGUGUCCCUGCUGUUUUUUGGAAAGACGAUUGUAACGAACAGAGGCUCGUACUGGAUCUUUACAAGCUUAAGGGUCCUGGUUAAAACCCACCGAGAUAUUGUGAUUUACAGUCUCAAGUGAAAGUUUACUUAUCUUCUGUUAAGUCUGACCAUGGAGAAGUCAAUAGUUUUAGACAAAUUAUCAAAAUAAAGAAAUCUGUGAUUAUCACUUAGAAAUUGUAUAAUGAA